This is a messenger RNA of Megalobrama amblycephala (Wuchang bream), 9299 nucleotides long. RefSeq names its product piezo-type mechanosensitive ion channel component 2. NCBI's taxonomy places the organism in Eukaryota, Metazoa, Chordata, Actinopteri, Cypriniformes, Xenocyprididae. The transcript is spliced from 53 exons. The coding region runs from base 510 to 8834 and encodes 2774 amino acids. The record is from RefSeq and is a predicted model, not a curated record. Gene Ontology annotation, molecular function: mechanosensitive monoatomic ion channel activity; monoatomic cation channel activity. Gene Ontology annotation, cellular component: plasma membrane. Gene Ontology annotation, biological process: detection of mechanical stimulus; cellular response to mechanical stimulus; regulation of membrane potential.
UCUACCUGAGCUGACUGGAGCUCCUCCUCUGCUCGAGCGCUGGAUGGUGGAUCAUGUGUCGGUUCGGCAGGGUGGUCCUUCAGGCUGUUCAUUGAGGAGGAGGAAAGUGUGUCCAGAUGCCAGAGAGCACAGCUGUGCCGCGUGAACGCGCGUGAGACGCUCCAGAACCGAGAAAAACGCACACGGAAAGUCGCGCAUCGAGAAAACGCGUCCAACAAUCGCCGAGGACUGUGAAAUGUCUCGACACUCGGUUCGGAGGAGAUCCAGCAAACUUGGAACGAAUGAUUUUGCAACUUGUUGAUGUUUGGUGGGGCGCGUGAAGCCGCUGUUUACUUCUGAGCAGCACCAUGACCUCUCCUGUCAACAGGUAAGAGCAGAACAUCAGGAGAACCGAGAGAAACCCGGGAUUAUCUGGACUCUGAAGUUUACCAUGUGGACCAGACGAGACUGAAGAGAGGAUCAUGUGUGCCGAACCUGAACUCUUCUGAUCUCACUUAUUAUAUUGUGAUAUGAUGGCCUCGGAGGUGGUGUGUGGACUCAUCUUCAGACUCAUCCUGCCCGUCUGCCUCGCCGCAGCAUGUUUGUUCCGGUACAACUGGCUGUCCUUCGUCUACCUCAUCUACCUCUUACUCAUCCCGCUCUUUGCCGAGCCGACGAAGACAACAAUGCGAGGCCACACGGGGCGCUUGCUGAAAGCUCUGUGUCUCACCAGUAUGACGUUCCUGCUGCUGCAUCUCAUCUUCCAAAUCACAAUCAACAGCCUGAUAGCAGGAGACAACAUUGAGCCGCACUUCAACUGUUCAUCAUGGGAGAGAUCAAUACGGCAGUUGGGUUUCGAAAGCGUCCGAGGCGCAGACGCCGGGAACGGCAUCCGAGUGUUCAUUCCCGACAUCGGCAUGUUUGUCGUAGGCCUGGUCACGUGGCUUCUGUGCCGCAGUCUGGAGAAGCCGCCGCUGAAGGACGUGUCGCAGCACAACAGCGACUUUGAGGUGGACGACCAGGAAAAGGAGGAUGAAGAAGAAGACAAGAAAAGUGAGAAGCAGGAUCUUGAGGAUGAGCUGCUGUUCGAAGACUUCGAGCUGGGCGAGGAAGAGUGUGCACUUCCUGAGGAGGAGGAAGCGGACGCGGAGGACGCAGAACUCGAGGAGGCCGACGGCGGAGAAAGUACCAAAAUGAGGAUCCUGCGGCAGAUAGCAGACGUGGCGUCCAAACUCAAAGAAAUCAUUGGCAAUCUGAUUACCACUGCAGGAAAAGUAGUCAUAACCAUAUUAUUGGGCCUCACAGGGAUGAUGCUGCCGUCUUUGACCUCCAUCGUGUAUUUCUUAACCUUCCUGGGCCUGUGCACCUGGUGGUCUUUCUGCCGCACCUUCGACCCGCUCCUCUUCAGCUGUCUGUGCGUCCUCAUGGCCAUCUUCAGCGCCGGACACCUCAUCAUGCUCUACCUCUACCAGUUCCAGUUCUUCCAAGAGGCCGUUCCGCCCGGAAACAGUUACGCCAGUCUGUUUGGCAUAUCUCCUGUGGUUCAGACGGACUGCUCCCACACCUGGAUGUUCAGAGUGAACUCUGACCUGCAGUGGCACCACUUUGUCAAUCCCAUCAUGCUCUUAGUGCUGUAUUACACUCUGGCCACACUCAUCCGCCUGUGGCUGCAGGAGUCAGAAGACGUGCAGGUCAGAGAGAAAGAGGUCGAGGUCGAGGCAGGAGAGGAACCAGAAUCUCCUGAAAGCAAUACUGCCGUUUACACCGCAGACAGGAAAAGGCAGCUGUGGCGAAUGGCACACUAUCGCACAGAUGAGAGAAAUCUGCUCACCGCACAGGAUGGCUACAGCUCACCCGAGGUGUUGAUCGUCACAUCUAACGGAGCUUCGCUGGACUUCACGUCAGUCGCUCAUGAGAACGGACCGAAGUCUGUGGAGCUCUACUCAACCCCUCACUAUAAACCAGGCCAGCCUGAGCCUGAACCACAGAAAAUGGACUGCGGUGUUUACAAGAUCGACUCGACGUAUGUUGAGCUGUCCGAGGUUCCCCAGUCGUUUGGUGUUGUCCGUGUGAACUCGGCGGUGAAGGCCUUCAGGUUUAUCAUGAAGCAGAGCUACAUCUGCGCUCUCAUUGCAAUGAUGGCUUGGAGCAUCACGUACGUGAGCUGGCUGACCUUCGUCUUCCUCAUCUGGUCGUGUACUCUGUGGAUGGUGAGGGACCGGAGGAAAUAUUCAAUGAUCACCUCUCCAUUCAUGGUGUUUUAUGGGAACUUGCUCAUCAUCCUGCAAUACAUCUGGAGCUUUGAGUCACUGCAGCCGGUGCCUGGGCUCUUCCUGAAGAAAGAAGUGCCCUUCCGGGAACUGGGAUCUAAAACUCUGUGCCUCCUCAGUUUCUGGCUGCUGGUGAGACAGUUUUUGACUGAGAGGAGAGAGAGACAGACAGAUGAAACCCAGCUGUCUGACGUCAAGGUGGAGGGACGCACACAUGGUGAGAGAGACGAGGGGUUGGAGGACGAGGCCGGCGGACACCGAGAGAUGAUGGACGUGUUGGGCAGCACAGUCAUGGCCAUGCUCAACAAAUACUGGAUUUACAUCUGUGGAGGAAUGUUCUUCUUCGUUAGCUUUGAGGGACGCAUCGUCAUGUACAAGAUCAUUUACAUGAUGAUGUUUCUCUUCUGCGUAGCACUUUAUCAGCUGCACUAUGAGCGGUGGCGAUGGAUGUUGAAGUACUUCUGGAUGUCAGUGGUGGUCUACACCAUGCUGGUGCUUAUUCUGGUCUACACGUUCCAGUUCGAGUCCUCCAUAAAUGUGUGGUCCAACAUGACUGGCAUGAGCAGAGAGAAGCUGGAAGAUCUCGGUCUGGAGAAAUUCUCUGUUCCUGCUCUGUUCACACGGAUCUUCAUUCCCACUUCUUUCCUGCUGGUUUGUAUCCUGCAUCUGCACUACUUCCACGAGCGCUUCCUGGAGCUCACCGACAUCAAAUCUGUGGCCGACAAACAGAAGAGCACUAUCUCCAGGCUGGUGCAUCUGGAUGGCAGUCUGGUGGAUAUCUCCAUGGUCAAACCUACGCUCAACUCCAGCGUAAACGAGGAGGAGGUUGAGGAGAGAAUAGACCUGGAGAAGGAGGAAGAGCAUCUUAAACAAAUGGACGAGGAGGAGAUUUCGGAGCCACACGUCAUUUCUGAAAGCUACACCUGCCAGAUGAUGCCAGAUCCAGUGCCAGACCAGGGAUCAGAGCUGAGGAAUAAAUGGCACCUGGUGGUGGAGCGUCUGACGGUGCUGUUCCUGAAGUUCCUGGACUAUGUGCAGAAGCUGCAGCUCUUCAUCUGGUGGCUGCUGGAGCUUCACAUCAUCAAGAUCGUCUCCUCCUACAUCAUCUGGGUCUCAGUCAAAGAGGUGUCGCUGUUUAACUACGUGUUCCUGGUGAGCUGGGCCUUUGCGCUCCCUUUCAGUCAGUUCAGACCGCUGGCGUCCAGCGUCUGCACCAUCUGGACCUGCGUCAUCAUCGUCUGCAAAAUGCUGUACCAGCUGACCUCCAUUAACCCUUCCACGUACUCAAAAACCUGCAAUAUGCCUGAUAACUACACAGAGGCUCAGAGGAUGGACAUGGCCAAGUCUCUUCUCUACAACGGUUCGGUGGAUCCAGCCAACUGGAUCGGUCUCAGGAAGUUCUCUCCGUUACUGGAGAAUCUGAGGAAUAACUUACUGAUGCUGGCUUUAUUGGCGUUUGAGGUGACAAUUUACCGUCACCAGGAUUUCUACCGUAUGAAAAACAACCUCACCCCUCCAGUCACAAGAACCAUUUUUCACAACAUCACGCGCCACCAUUUGGACGACGGCAUCAUCAACUGUGCCAAAUAUUUCAUCAACUACUUCUUCUACAAAUUUGGUCUUGAGACCUGUUUUCUGUUAGCGGUGAAUGUGAUCGGCCAGAGGAUGGAUUUCUAUGCCAUGCUGCACGCGUUCGGUCUGAUUGCGGUGAUGUAUCAGCGCAGGAGGAAAGCCAUCGCCCACGUCUGGUCCAAGUAUUGCUGCUUCCUGGGCUGCAUGCUCGCCUUCCAGUACCUGAUGUGCAUCGGCAUCCCUCCUGCCGCCUGCACGGAUUAUCCGUGGAGACACCCGUCCUCCAGCAUGGACUCCAACGUCAUCAAGUGGCUCUACUUCCCAGACUUCCACACCAAACCCAACUCCCUCUUCCUCCUCUAUGACUUCAUGCUGCUGCUGUGCGCGUCGCUGCAGGGCCGUGUGUUCGAGGAGGAGAGCGUGACGGCCGUGCAGCUGCUGGCCGGUGAUAAUGUGGAGAUCUGUCGAGAUCUGGACGCCGCCAGCUUCAGCCAGCACAACCCUGUGCCGGACUUCAUCCACUGCAGGUCGUAUCUGGAUAUGCUGAAGGUGAUCAUGUUCAGCUACCUGUUCUGGUUCGUCCUGACCAUCAUCUUCAUCACGGGCACCACACGCAUCAGCAUCUUCUGCAUGGGUUACCUGGUCGCCUGCUUCUACUUCCUGAUUUUUGGGGGCGAGCUGUUACUGAAGCCAAUCAAAAGCAUCCUUCAUUACUGGGACUUCCUCAUAGCGUACAACGUGUUUGUGAUCACCAUGAAAAACAUUCUCUCAAUAGCGGCCUGUGGAUAUAUAAAAGCGCUGGUGGCGAAUCACUGCUGGCUGAUCCAGUUGUUCAGUCUGGCCUGCACUAUAAAAGGAUAUUCAAAACCGGAGCAGCACGCACACAAACAGUGUGAGUUGCCGAGUGACGAGGCCGGGAUCAUCUGGGACAGCAUCUGCUUCGCGUUCCUGCUGCUGCAGAGGCGAGUGUUCAUGAGCUACUACUUCCUGCAUGUUGUGGCCGACAUCCGUUCCUCUCAGGUCCUGGCCUCCAGAGGAGCGGAGUUGUUUCAGGCGACCAUUGUGAAGGCAGUGAAAGCCAGAAUAGAAGAAGAGAAGAAGUCCAUGGAUCUGCUGAAGAGACAGAUGGACCGCAUCAAGAGCCGACAGCAGAAGUUUAAGAGGGGGAAAGAGAGGAUGUUGUCUUUGGCUCAGGAAAGUGGGGAAAGUCACUCAGUAGUGAAGGAGGAAGAGGAGGAUGAUGAUGAAGGAGAGGCCAGAAAACAGAAGAAGAAAGGCAAGAGGAAGCAGUGGUGGAAGCCGUGGGUCGAUCAUGCGUCCAUGGUUCGAAGUGGCAAUUAUUACUUAUUUGAGACCGACAGUGAGGAAGAGGAGGAAGAGGAGGACAAAAAGGAUGAAGAUCCUCCCAAAAGAUCAGCGUUCCAGUUUGUGUAUCAUGCCUGGAUAACGGACUCGAAAACCGCCAUGAAAGAGCGGAGCAAGGAAAGACGGAGAUUCUGGCAAAGGUACACGGAGAGCAGCGCCACCAAGAAGGAGCAGAAGGAAGUGCAUGUGGCCAUCGAGGAGGGCGAUCCGGAGGAAGCUGUUGCGGAGGAGGAGGUGUCUGAAGGUCCAGAUAACAUCCUGAAACGAGUGUUUAACAUCGUCAAGUUCUCCUGGGUGCUUUUCCUGGCCCUGUUGGACAGUUUCACCGCCUGGCUCAACUCCAUCUGCCAGGAGCACAUCGACAUCUCCACCGUCCUGCGCAUCGAGCGCUGCAUGCUCACUCACGAGGUCAAGAAGGGGAACAUCCCGUCUCGGGACAGCAUUCACAUGUACUACCAGAGGCAGAUGUGCGGGCCGGCGUCCACUCCAUCCAGCCUGGACCGGACGGAGGACGUGUGCUCGGACUUCAGCCCUCUGCGGAGCGACCUUCCACCGCACGCUUACGGGACGGACGAUCUCUCUAGAGAAAACCUGUCCAGUGUUUACCCAGAAUCCACUGCGGUGUACGAGUCCACGCCGGACCAGGCUGAGGAAACCGCUGACCGCGUCCUCAGAACCAGCCAGAGACCUCGACCCCGCCUGUGCCGACUGCCCAGUGUGGACCUGCAGUCGUCGUCUGCGGACAGCGCAGCGUCGAGUGAACACACGCGGUGCACGGAGCUGUACUCGCGGCAGGGCACCGGCGACACCGCUGAGGAGGCCGUGAGCGACCGAGAGCAUCCGCACAAACUCUGGAGCAGCGCUUCGGAGCUGCCGCCUCCCUCGCCUCGGGCAGCCGCCGCAGACUGGGACAGAGCGCUCGCCGCCGACAUCCCUCCGUCCUACAGUAAAGCCACGGGCCUGGACUCAGUGGGAGACGCUGACGGCAGGAGGCUGAGGAUCCAAACGCCCGACGAGAAGUCCGGCUGUCACAGUCGGUCUCUGCUCUCCACGAGCCAUCAGCUGACAGCCAGCGAGCUGCUGCGGAGCAGGAUGUUCUAUGACGAGGAUCUGGAGGAGUCGGAGCACUUCUACCGCUCUCAGCCGCAGUUCCUCCAGCUCUGCUACGCUCUCUAUAACAUGCUGGUGGCUCAUUCUGAGAUGGUGUGUUACCUGGUCAUCAUCCUCAACCACAUGAUCUCUGCGUCCGUGGCCACGCUGGUGCUGCCCAUCCUCAUCUUCCUCUGGGCCAUGCUGUCGGUGCCCCGGCCCAGCAAACGCUUCUGGAUGACGGCCAUCGUCUACACGGAGGUCACCAUAGUGAUAAAAUACUUCUUCCAGUUUGGCUUCUUCCCAUUUAACCAAACCAUAGAGCGGGACAAAUCCAAACCGUUCCACCCGCCCAACAUCAUCGGUGUGGAGAAGAAGGAGGGAUAUGUCCACUACGACCUGGUCCAGCUCCUCGCGCUCUUCUUCCAUCGCUCUAUUCUGAAGUGCUACGGACUGUGGGAUGAAGAUGAGCCCAGGUCAGGUGGUCAAACGUCAGUCUCUCACCACGAUUCGGACGGUGAAGAGAGAGCCGAGAGGAGCGCCGCUGACGCCUCGGUGUCGGCACACGUACGGCUGCCCAGAAAACAGUCCCAGAGCGGCUCGGCGGUGCGGCGUCAGAGCUCCAGCGUGUCCCAGCGCUCGGCCCGCUCUAAAGCAGACAGCAGGGCGAGUGUGCGUCGCUCUCUGAGCGCUCUACAGAAAACCCGUAAGGAACUCGUUCUGGAGAAGCUCAGAGAACAGCUGAUCAAAGCGAAGCGCUUCACCGUCAAAACGAUUCUGGAUAUCUACAUUCCCAUCCGGCAGUUCUUCUAUAACCUGAUCCACCCGGAGUACAGCGCUGUGACGGACGUCUACGUGCUCAUGUUUCUGGCCGACACGGUCGACUUCAUCAUCAUCGUUUUCGGAUUUUGGGCCUUCGGGAAACACUCUGCUGCUGCUGACAUCACUUCCUCCCUGUCAGAAGACCAGGUUCCUGAGGCGUUCCUGGUGAUGGUGCUGAUCCAGUUCGGCACUAUGGUGGUGGAUCGCGCGCUGUAUCUGAGGAAGACCGUGAUGGGAAAGGUCAUCUUCCAGGUCAUCCUGGUCUUCGGCAUUCACUUCUGGAUGUUCUUCAUUCUCCCAGGAGUCACUGACAGGCGUUUCAGUCAGAACACGGUCGCCCAGCUCUGGUACUUUGUGAAGUGCAUCUACUUCGGUCUGUCGGCCUAUCAGAUCCGCUGCGGAUACCCGACCCGCGUGCUGGGAAACUUCCUGACCAAGAGCUAUAAUUACGUCAAUCUCUUCCUCUUCCAGGGCUUCCGGUUGGUGCCGUUCCUGACGGAGCUGCGCGCGGUGAUGGACUGGGUCUGGACCGACACCACGCUCAGCCUGUCCAGCUGGAUCUGUGUGGAGGACAUCUACGCUCACAUCUUUGUGCUCAAGUGCUGGAGAGAGUCAGAAAAAAGGUAUCCUCAGCCACGCGGACAGAAGAAGAAGAAGGUGGUGAAGUACGGGAUGGGCGGGAUGAUCGUGAUGCUGCUCAUCUGUAUCGUCUGGUUUCCUCUGCUCUUCAUGUCUCUGGUCAAAUCUGUGGCCGGAGUCGUCAACAAACCGCUGGACGUGUCCGUCACCAUCACGCUGGGCGGCUUUCAGCCCAUCUUCACCAUGAGCGCACAGCAGAAUCAGCUGAAGGAAAUCACCAACGCAGAUUUCCAGGCGUUCAUGACAUCGUACAAGUUCCUCCCUAGUGCACAGCAGUUUUUGGAGGCGUACACCGCGGAGGACGUGACCGUGGCGGAGCUGGAAGGAAGCUCCAACUCUCUGUGGACCAUCAGCCCUCCCAGCAGGAAGAACCUGAUGGACGUCCUGAGCAAAGAGGACCAGUUUCCUGUGACCAUGUCCUGGAGCAUCCAAAGGAAUCUGAGUCUGGGAGCGAAGGCUGAGUUUGCAGUGGACAAACACGUGACCUAUCUGGACAUGAACACCAGACAGGAGCUGAUCGCUUUACUCAAUGGAACCAGGAAUAAGGCUGUGGUCAUCGAGAAAGUGUUUCCCUGCUUUAUUCGAGCACCGAGCGACUCAAACGCCAAACCCAUAGAUCAGCUUUAUGCAGAUGGCAGUUAUAAGAGCGUUCUGCUGGACCUGGAGAGGUCUCAAAACGCCAGCGAACAGAUUCAGGAGUGGUGGAUUGUGGACCAGCCGUCGACAGAGAAGAUCCACAUGAGAUCCGAGGCAAAGCUGGAGAAGAAGAGCGAGGCGGGGCUGCAGCUUUACGUCUUCAGUGAUAAAGUCAGUCCUCCCAGCCUGGGCUUCCUGGCAGGAUACGGCAUCAUGGGCCUCUACGCAUCCGUGGUGCUGGUGAUCGGGAAGUUCGUCCGUGAGUUCUUCAGCGGCAUCUCGCACUCCAUCAUGUUCGAAGAGCUUCCAUGUGUGGACCGCAUCCUCAAACUCUGCACCGACAUCUUCCUGGUGCGGGAGACGGGCGAGCUGGAGCUGGAGGAGGACCUGUACGCCAAACUCAUCUUCCUCUACCGCUCGCCAGAGACCAUGAUCAAAUGGACGAGGGAGAAGACCAAAUGAGCCUCUGGGAUCGCGUGGAAACCCCAGGAAGGAAGCGUCCGCAUCACUAAGACUGUGAGAAACGAAUGACCUCGCUGCGACAAUGUGACCCGCAGGUGAGACCCAAGUGUCCUGGUUGAGACGAGACUUUCAGGAGCUGCUGGGAACUGAGGCUAUACUGCGCUCUUCUGGGAGAUGAUAAUCGUGCGCUGUGCAAUAUACUGUCCUGGCGGCCGGCUGUAAACUUGAACAAAGAAAGACACUAGGCACUUUUUCCUCAGAGACAACUGGACCCACAAGUGCUUGGGUUCUUCAAGACUGCGUAACGUUAAACGCAUGAUCUAUCCUAGCUUGAUUUUUAGGCUUGAACGAGGACUGGAGCGUUCUCAGGAUCGGUGUACUCUCGUCAGACGAUCUUUACUGACUCGUCAGGGUCUGUGGUGUGACUGUGGAUCAGCGUCAUGAGCAUAAAGCACAUUCUGGAAA